UUUAAUAAUUAAAAAAGGGUCCGGCUCUCUCUCUCAACAAAACCUCCAAAAACACUGAUCUUCAAUCCUUCGAAAACCUCACAAAUUCUUCUCCAUCUUUUUUUCUUUGUCUUCUUCAAGAAUGUUGAUCCUUAAUUUGUCCAACAACAAUUUCCCAGCACCCAUCAUAGAAGAUAACUCCAUCAAUUUCCCCCUGCUUGAAUUUGACCUACAACUCCAAGAUUCUCCAACAAUGGUUGUUUGUUAAGGAGAUGAGAGGUUGAAGUCGCCGUGUGGGAUGGGAUCUGACUUCUUGGCUAAUCUGAGAAGAAGGACGAAUAAGAGCAGAAGGAGGGGCGACUGGCAUUGGAUGAACCGGGAAGGCAUCGUCGGUGGUUUAACUGCUCGAAGAAAUAAGGAAAAACAAAAGCAGUGGUGGUGGAGUGUGAUCUGGUGGUAACAGAUCUAUUGAGGGAGGAGGAGCCCGUUUUUCGAAGAGCUGAUAAAAAAAACUGGAUCAUCGGAUCUAAACAACCAUCUAAUGGAUCUACAAGGAUCUGGUAUAGAAAAACCGAGGUACACCAAAUAUUACUCGGAUCUGAUUUGAGAACAACUAUAUCUUGAUAGAGACCUCACCAAAAGAACAAAUCAAAUGCGAAAAAAAAUUAUUACAACUCUGAUAAGAAUCUGAUCAGAUCGACGACGAAAUCAGAUGUAAUACCGACUAAUCCAUAAGAAUCAAAUACAAAAUCAACAAAGGAGAACACAAAGAUUCAUGUAAGACUCUGAUACCAACUAAAAUAUAACAAAACGUUAUUUCCUUCGAUAGAUCUUUAAGAGCUUUACAAACAAAAGAUUCGUAGAGCUGGAUCUGAAUAUUUCCACACUAACCCUUAACAAGAAAUCAACUGGUCUAGAUUAUAGUAGGUCUAUGGAGUCUUAGUCCGUAAACGAGAGAGAGAGAGAUUUUCUUUUUUAAUUGUUGUAAAAAAAAACUAACUUUAAAUGUCAAAUUUGUCAUUUUAAAUGUUUUCAAUAAUUUUGGAUUAGACACAACAAACCCUGACAGUGAUACAAUUUUAAAACUUUUUGAACUAAACAUCUCAUUUUUGACAUACCAUAAAUUUGUAGAUAUUAAUAUAUUUGUUUUACAGUAAUUGGAAAGAAAUUGAAAUACUAUUUCUUUUUUUCUUUCACGAAAAAACCGUUUAAACCAUAUUCGCUCAAACGAAACGGUUUUUGCAUCUCAACAAUAACGUGUGUUGCUUCAAUGGCAAAUCCAAAAUCUCGCAAUUGGCCUUCCUUGAGCUUUUUCACCAACCUAACCGAACCCAGAUUUCAGAUUUCACACCUCUGAUUUCCAGUUUCCCGCCAUUGACGACUUUAAAAAUGGAUUCUCUAGCAAUCUACUCUCGACUGAUUUUUUUGUGUGGAAAACAAUAGGCCCUUCUAGUGAAACAGAGUUAGGAAGCGAUGGCGGAAGCUGAACCAGAGAAGCAACAACGACAACAACGAGUCGGAGGGGGAUCAUCAAUUCUGAGGAAACCCUUUUACGAUCUCACUAACCUCAUCCCUAAACCCCACCGGCAUUCUAUUUCUACUUCAUCAUCCCAAGCGAAGAAUCCCAUAACGUCCACCGAUCCCGCCAUGUCCCUUUCCAGAACCUGCUCCACCCAAAUCCAUAGUCUCGUGCAGCAGCAAUUCGCCGCUCCGAGGGACCAACAUCCUCUUCCGACUCCUCGGACUCCGAGUCCUGUUACUCUCAAUCUCCCACACACACAAAAACGCCGGUAUGAUUCGGUUGGUGAUGGGAAGCAUCUAGCUUAUACCGGAAGCCAAACAUUGAUGAAAACUAGAAGCAAGACGAAGGCUGCUGCUGUACCUGUUUAUCCGAUUCAUCUUGAAAGAACAAUAAAUAACAUGAAGGGUAUUCCUAUGCAACCUAGAUACCCACUAAUGGAAAACACCAUUAACAUGGAGCCGCUAUCUGGGGUGAAGUUUAACAAUAAAAAGAAAGCAGUUCUGGGUUCUAGUCUUACUGAUCUUUCAAAGAAAUAUGAAGAAAAAAUGGUAGCUACACCUAUCAAUUAUGGUGCCCUGAAGAAGAAGGAUGAAGGAAAUAGUUCUAUGCGUCUAUUGAGGAGUAGAAGCAACAGGUAUGAAGUUAAUGGAGCGGAAGAUUCAUUAGAAUCUAAGUCAACAAAAGUUCAUUUUCCGAAUAACAAGAAAAGGAGCCACUCAUCAAAGAAAAGUUCCAAAAAAUUUGUAUUGCCACAAGAUUUUAUUGACCAACAAAGAGCUUACUUUAAAGAGAUUGAUGAGUAUGAACUACAAGUCGAAGAAGAAGAAGCGGAUGAAGUAUCAUCCUAAAGAAUAUAUGUAGGUGGGGCCACCUCAUGUAUUUCAAUGUCUUUUGCAUAUUCUAGGUGGAUCAAUUGUAGAUCAAAGUGUAUAAACAACAUUUUAUAGUGUGAUAUGACAUGGAAAUUACAAGUCUGGAGUGUUAUAUUUUUUGUGGGAGUUUCAAAUUUCAAUGUGGAUUGAGUUUCUUGUUGGAUUGAA
Molecule: messenger RNA, 2541 nt
Organism: Lactuca sativa (garden lettuce)
Lineage: Eukaryota; Viridiplantae; Streptophyta; Magnoliopsida; Asterales; Asteraceae
Source: RefSeq, a predicted model, not a curated record